AUGUCUCGCCGGUUGUUUGUGCGCAACAUGAAUGGCGAAAUUUCGUCAACAUGGCGCGGUGGAGGCUCUGAGGCAAAUACGAUGGGCGUCAAUAUCGCUACGUUCGGCGCUACUGGUAUUUUAGGCAUGCACAUCCAUCACCUCUGCUGUUACCAUGGGUUCACUAGCAUUUUACCAUUUCGAUUUCGCGCAGGUCUUGCAAGUGGUGUACGUACUCUUCGUAUGGCCGGUGACGGAACUGUUGGUCAAAAUUUUGAUACUGACUAUGAAAUUGAUAAAGAGUUUGUAGUAAAAUCUAUAUUAGAAAAGGUAGAUAACGUUAUAAAUGUUGUAGGAGCUUGGCAGGAACCUACAGUAUAUGAAAAUAGCCAAUCAUGGUUCUCAAUGGAAGCAGUCAACGUAGAGUGGCCACGCAUGUUAGCGCGGUGGUGUCGAGAAAUGGGUAUUCUUCGCCUAACCCAUAUGUCUAUGGUGGGUGCGGAUCUUAACAGCCCAUCGAAGUUACUGAGACAAAAACGUGAAGCAGAACUUGCAGUUCUUGAGGAGUUUCCUACUGCUACUAUUAUUAGGGGAACAGACAUUUUUGCUGAGAACGACUUUAGCUACUCCAAAUACUUGAAGGCACAACGUUACUUAAAAAUUGUUCCAGUGCCAAACCAUGGUAGACGUAUUCAUCAGCCUGUAUUCGCUGGUGACCUGGCGGAAGCUGCAUGUCGCUCAAUUCUACUGGAUCACACUGAGGGACGUAUCGCUGAACUUGGUGGACCAGUGCGUUUUACAACAAACGACUUGUUGCGCUGGUGUUCAGAGUGUAAUGGGCAGCUACACCUCACGUGGCACAUGCCUACAUGGAUGUGGCGUAUCGGAUGCACACUAAAUGAGCGACUUCCAAUUCAUCAGGGUUUUGCUUUGGGUACGCGUCCACCGGCUUGGAACAAAGAUUGGCUUGACCGACAAUUUGUUGACAAUUGCGCCACUCCAGAGCGUGAUCCAGAGAUGUUAGACUGGGAGGAUUUUGGUAUUCCACGUGAGGAUCUGUACAGGAUGGAGGAAAAGUAUUUUAUCACAUCAGUGAUGUGGUCAAAGGACGCGCCAUACUUGGAUUUCGGUACACGUAUGUAG
Messenger RNA from Trypanosoma theileri, 1122 nucleotides. RefSeq names its product NADH dehydrogenase (ubiquinone) 1 alpha subcomplex 9. NCBI's taxonomy places the organism in Eukaryota, Euglenozoa, Kinetoplastea, Trypanosomatida, Trypanosomatidae. Gene Ontology annotation, molecular function: protein-containing complex binding. The transcript has a single exon. Bases 1 to 1122 code for a protein of 373 amino acids. Gene Ontology annotation, cellular component: mitochondrion. The record is from RefSeq and is a predicted model, not a curated record.